CCAACUCCACACAAAUCGUCACAAUUAUAUACAUACAUACACAACUGCAAAGAUAAAUAAAACUCGAUCACUGGCAACAAUGGCGGCAGCUAAUAAGCUUGUCUCAACCGGCGGCGGCCGCAGCCUUGUGCUCACUGUCAUCUUCGUCAUUAUCACUGUUGCUGCUCUCUCUUCUUCCUCCAUUGCCAUGGCUGCAACAGCUGCUUCCAAUGCUAAGCCGUCCAAUCUUGAUCUUGCAAGCUAUGGGGCGGGAAGUCUAAGGCCUUCACAGUGCCUGCCGCAAUGUACGAGGAGGUGCAGCAAGACGCAGUACCACAAGGCGUGCAUGUUUUUCUGCAAGAAAUGCUGCAACAAAUGCCUGUGUGUGCCCCCCGGCUUCUACGGCAACAAGUCCGUCUGCCCUUGCUACAACAACUGGAAGACCCAACAAGGUGGCCCCAAGUGCCCUUAAUUACAUAUUCUAUCUAUAUAUAAUGUCGGCACACACACACAUAUGAAGAAGCUAAGGUUGCCGGCCGGCCUUCUUACUUAUAUAUGCUGUAUUAUCUUUAAUUUGUAAUGUUGCACUACAUAUGAUACACUUCUCCAUUAAUGAAAGUAUCCUUAUUUAUUACUUCUCCAAACCAUAAUAAAUGGGUUGAGAAUUGAUAAAUGUCAAUCCACUUU
This is a messenger RNA of Cuscuta campestris, 666 nucleotides long. NCBI's taxonomy places the organism in Eukaryota, Viridiplantae, Streptophyta, Magnoliopsida, Solanales, Convolvulaceae. The record is from the annotation of a GenBank genome assembly.